CACACAGCCGCGCGGCCUUCGCUUGCGCGCGAUGUAUCCCAACGACAGUGCCGCACUUCUCGACGUCAACUUCACGGUCUUCUUCAACAGAUCACUCCCGUUCGACAGUCAACUCUACCAGGUCCCCGUCGAGAUCAUUGUCCUCCUCUCGGUCUGCUAUGGGUUCAUCUCCCUCGUCUCCGUCAUCGGGAACAUCAUCGUCUUGUGGAUUGUGGCCUCUUGCAGGCGAAUGAAAACCGUCACUAACUUCUUCAUUGCCAACCUCGCCGUAGCUGACGUCAUCAUCGGUUUAUUUUCUAUCCCGUUUCAAUUCCAAGCGGCUCUCCUACAACGCUGGGAGUUGCCGGAGUUCAUGUGCGCGUUCUGCCCUUUCGUCCAGGUACUCUCCGUGAACGUGUCCAUCUUCACGCUAACGGCCAUAGCGCUUGACCGCUACCGCGCCAUAACGUCUCCGUUGAGAGCGCGGUGUUGUUCAAAGUUCAACGCGAAAGUUUUCAUCGGCAUCGUGUGGAUAGCAUCGUCCGUGGUCGCCCUGCCGUACGCUGUCGCGUUACGUGUGACCUUGGUGUUCGACACAAGGUCCGGAGACGUGUCCAGGCCGUUCUGCAUCAAUGCGGUGCUGCCGCCGUUCUCGUGGAAGAUAUACAAUCACGUGCUUGUGGGACUGCAGUAUUUCUUGCCCCUGUGCGUUAUUAGUUACACGUACGGGAUGAUUUGGCGGGCGAUGAAAGACUGCAAGACGCCUGGUAACGCGGAGAGGACGCGGGACGCGACCAUCACUCGCAACAAGAGGAAGCUUCCUCGUCCUCUGAAGUCGCUCAUCCACGGGCAACGUCUGAAUGUGGCCUUCACUCCAGCUACAUAG
Messenger RNA from Ornithodoros turicata, 865 nucleotides. RefSeq names its product neuropeptide Y receptor type 2-like. Gene Ontology annotation, biological process: G protein-coupled receptor signaling pathway. The transcript is spliced from 3 exons. Lineage: Eukaryota; Metazoa; Arthropoda; Arachnida; Ixodida; Argasidae. Gene Ontology annotation, molecular function: neuropeptide Y receptor activity. Gene Ontology annotation, cellular component: plasma membrane. The coding region runs from base 32 to 865 and encodes 277 amino acids. The record is from RefSeq and is a predicted model, not a curated record.